Molecule: messenger RNA, 23365 nt
Organism: Myripristis murdjan (pinecone soldierfish)
Lineage: Eukaryota; Metazoa; Chordata; Actinopteri; Holocentriformes; Holocentridae
Exons: 42
Coding region: 200-20803 (6867 amino acids)
Biological process (GO): synaptic transmission, glutamatergic; presynaptic dense core vesicle exocytosis; synaptic vesicle priming
Cellular component (GO): terminal bouton; neuromuscular junction; plasma membrane
Molecular function (GO): diacylglycerol binding; syntaxin-1 binding; phospholipid binding
Source: RefSeq, a predicted model, not a curated record
UCAUCUCCAACACCGGCAGGAGCCCCUGGACUGCCUGCCUGGGCUCAGAUCUGUCGUUUUGCGCCUCGCUGUGAUGAAGUGUGGACUAAGCGACAUUGUGAAGUAGUCUAAAUGACUGCCGUGCAACAGGCGACCGGGCUGCGAACUCACUGAGGGCUACACCACCGCAGGAGGAACUGUUGCACGAAAUCCCGCUGCGAUGUCUCUGCUGUGUGUCAGAGUGAAGAAAGCCAAACUCCAUGGGCCUCCAGAUAAGUUCAAUGCCUACGUGACGUUAAAGGUGCAGAAUGUGAAGAGCACCACCAUCACGGUGCGUGGGGACCAGCCAUGUUGGGAGCAGGACUUCAUGUUUGAGAUCAAUCACCUGGAGUCGGGGCUGGUGGUGGAGCUGUGGAAUAAAGGCUUGAUCUGGGACACCAUGAUCGGCACAGCGCUGAUACCGCUGGACACCAUCCGACAGUCUGAUGAGGAGGGUCCAGGGGAGUGGACGUCUCUGGACUCUGAGGUCUUGAUGAAGGAGGAUGAGAUCUGCGGUACAACCAACCCAACGCCACACCAAGUGCUGCUGGACACACGCUUUGAACUGCCUUUUGAUAUCCCAGAGGACGAGGCCCAGUACUGGACCAGUAAACUGGAGCGGAUCAAUGCCAUGCCGAUACAUGACGAGUAUCCACUACAGGAAGAUGUCCAUAGAAGGCGAAUGGCGUCUGUGCCCUCCCAGUGCUCCUUAGAUGACCAUGAUAGUGCAGUGGAUGAUCGUGACAGUGACUACCGAAGUGAAACUGGCAACCGGCCUCCACGCUACCACAACACCUCGCAGACCAACUCGUCUGUGCACCAGUACCCCAUUGGCCGCAGGGUGCAGCAUCAGGCCCUAUCCAGAGAGUCUGACUCUAUACAGAGCUAUGAGCUAGACUAUAGAGAAACAAGGGGACCCAGGCGAUCAAACAGUAAGGGUGGGAUCAGAAUUAUCCCUGUUGACUCAGGUAUGGGUGUAGAGGACUGGGAGGGUAAAUAUAAAGUGCCUGAUUCAAGUGUCUUGGAUUACUUGGAUGCGGAACAGACGACAUGGGAGGAUGAGGACAAAAGCAUCAUCUACCGCAUCAGUGACAGCCAAAGUGAAUCUAAAGGCAGCAGGUUCUAUCAGACGGUAGAAUGUGAUGCAUUAUCCCCUGAGGAUACCGAAGAGCUGGAUGGCACUGGCAGGCCCCGCAAAAAGAGGAAUGGCUUUGGCAGUGGAGAGGUACGUUUAGUCUAUAAGGAAGCGGGCAACUUUGAGGAUGAAUUGUCCCCUCCUGAAAUUGAUUUCAUUCCAUCGGUGAAACAGCUACGACAGAAGACAGACAGAGAGGGGCUACUGUACAAGACAAGAUUGUGGGCCAAAACUGCAUUAGAGAAUACACUUGAGAGCUAUGCAGCCUUCAGAGAAGAAGAGGCAGCGAGGGAAGAGGCUGCAAGGAUCAGGGUCAGGAGUGAAUAUGACUCAAUUGGCUCAGAUGAAAUGCAGUAUUCUUUUGGAUCUGAGGAGGAGCUAGAUGAUCUGACAUUUAUUGAAGGGGAUGUCACUUAUGAAUAUGAAAGUUACUACUAUCCUGGCAAGAAUAUUUGCCCCAUUGGAGGACAAGGCUAUAUAAGCAAAGGGAAGGCAGGCUGUGGAGAAGAACCUAUGCUGUCUCCUGUAGAGGAGCCAAAUGAUGAAUAUGUAGAUGCAAUGGGUGAACUUAAGAGUUUAGUUCAUUCAGUAUCUGAAUACUUGGCUGUUAAAGAGGAGGAGAUCAACAAUUAUGAAUCAAUGCCUAAACCAGUCAGGAGAAAACUCCCCGCACUGCCUACUGAUGCCAAACCAGUACAAACCGAGGAAAAUAAGAGUAAAGAGGCAAAACCAGAGGAGGUUAAGGAGGACACUGCUGUUGAGCAUGGCAUAGCAGGAGUAAAGAAUCCCAUUAGCUCACUAUUUAGCAGUAUCACAGGUUCUAAACCCAGCACUGAGGCUACUGAGGCCACUGGCACAACUCCGUCCAGUUCCCCUGGACCACCACAAACAGAGUCUGGCAUUUCAAAAUUGCUGUCGUUUAUUCCUAAGCCUGCUGCAGAACCUACUGGAACCGCUGGUGCAACUGCAACAGAUGCGCCUACAACACAAGCCCCACCACAAGCUGAGUCAGGAAUUUCAAAGCUGCUUUCAUUCAUGCACAAAAGUGGUAGUAGUCCACCUCCUGUAGCUAUUGUUCCUCCCGCGUCUCAAGAGCCCACAACAGAAAAGACGUUUUCCCUUCAGUCUCUGUUGCCUUUUCAGUCCUCUGACUCCAAUCGGACAGUUGAAGCUGAUCAAGGGUCAGCACAAGUUGGUACUGAGGCACAAAGCAGUGCUUCAACUACUAACCAGUCAACAUCUGUGGUUGACUCCAUGCUAGGAAGGCUUAGUCCUAUGAGACUUUUUUCUAGUGCCACAUCAUCUAGAGAGUCAUCACCUCAGCCAUCAGAUCGAAAAAGUUCUGCUGCAAGCAAUGAAUCCUUUGAAAGAGCCAAAAGCCCUCAAAGUGAUGGCUCACAAACAGAGCGACAAUCAUCAGAAGAGAGGAGACCAGGUUCAGGAACUGGAUCAGUUGAUCUUUUACCAGAUACAGGAAGUGGAUCGAUCGAACUUUUGCCAGAUACAGGAAGUGGAUCAGUAGAACUUCUCCCAGAAACUGAGUCAUCUGGUGAACUACCUGAUAUUCAGCAAAGAAGAACUUCUUCCAUUUCUGAUUCAAAACCUGAAGGCAGUGCAGAGGAUACAGGGUUCUUCAGUCCUUUUAAGAAAUCUCUCUCCAACCUCAUAUCAACAGCUCCUUCUGAGAACCCUGUGCAGACUGACACAAAGCCUGCAGAGGAGUCAUUUUUGGGCGGCAAACUGAAAAUCCCAUUUUUCUCCUCAGAAAAUAGCUCCACGCCACAGCCACCUAAAGCAGAAGGAGGUGUGCUCUCCGGGAUUCUUAAAUUUGCCUCUGGUGAAGAUGCUAAUGCUCCAAAAACAUCUGCACCCCCAAGCCCUGCUAGAACUCCCUCUCCAAGCCGGGCUGCACUUUUUGAAAGUGUUCCAAAAGGGAACACAGAAACUGGCUGGUUUUCUAAUCUCUUCAAGGCAGCCCCAAGUGAACCUGCUAAGGAACCUUCAAAGAGACAAAUUACCCCCACUGUGACAUUGACCAAGCCUAGUGGUCAAACAGAACCACACACUGAACAAAUGGCUCCUGAAAAAACAGAUGUUAUUGAUUGUGAAUCAGACCAAGUGUCUCAAGAGCAAACACUGUCUGAGAAAGAUCCCCAGUGCAAGACAGAUGCCUUAUCUCAGCUUGAAGUAGAAGCCACUUCUAAAGAUCAAGGUCCUCCCAAGCCUGUGGAAGAAUCUAAAACUCAGCCUCUGGAACAGUCAGAACCACAAGUUCCACAUCCUCAAGGUAUUCUCUCUGGAUUGUUGAAACUAGGAUCAACAGAAGAUGUGGCUGCUGGCAGUAAAGCCCAGGGACAUUCUAGUCAACCUCAACAGGGUGGGCUACUUGCAGGGCUGUUUUCAUCAUCUCCCCAGUCUUCUACUCAAGCACAACAGAGUUCUGCAACACAACAGACAGGAGGAUUGUUGUCUGGACUUUUAAAGUUUGCUUCUGAAAACGUUAUUCCUCCUGUAAAUCAGUCAUCGGAAAGCAUAUCAGCAUCAUCAGAAAGCCAAGGUGGCCAAGUUCCACCUCAAAAGCAAGACCAACCAGCUGCGGAUCAGCCAUCCUCUGCACAACCUGAGGGAACAACCACAGACACUGUGGCAGGUCCUCAACCUCCUCAGUCCAUGCAAGGGCCCCAGCCAGUUGUAACUGACCAGCCAGAAAAGAAGGAAGGGUCUGAACAAAACCUGAAUCAAGGUAAUACUGCUCCUAUUCAGCCAACUGGGAUUUUGUCAGGAUUGCUUAAAUUAGGUUCGUCAGAAACCCCUCCACCAGAAAAAGGUCAAGCAGACCAGCAACUCAGACAACCAACAGGCACAGAUAAACAACCAAGCCAACAGCAGCAGCCUGACCAAAUAAGUCAAAAAUCAGUUCCAAACACAGCAGCAGGACCACCACCACAAUCUGGUGGAUUACUUGGAGGUUUGUUGAAAUUAACAGACACAACACAGCAGCAACAGCAAGGUCCUCAAGGUUCACAACAAACUCAACAACCAAGUAACAUACUGUCUGGACUUUUAAACAAGAUUGUAGAACCUAUUCCAACUCCACCUCAAUCACAAUCAGCAGUUAAUCAUCAAGAGUCUAACCAGAAGUCACCACAACAAACACCUCUCCAGCAAGGAGGGUUCCUCUCUGGUCUUUUUGGCUUGGGGGGGCCAGACUCUGCAGCUGCAAGCCAAGCCCCUCCAUCACAACAGCAACAGAGUGGUCCACCAGGGAGGCAACCUAAUCAACAGCCAAGCAACAGACAAAAUUUGCAACGACAAAACCAGGUCCCACCACAGCAGCCUCCUAGUGGUCCUGGAGGGAUGCUCUCUGGCUUAUUCAACAAAAUUGCAGAUGCUGGAGCUCCACAGUCUACAGUUAGUGGACAAUCAGGGCAGCAACAGACAACAAGAGUAGGCCAAAAUAGACCCCAGCAACCAUCAAAUCAACAGGGAGGUUUCCUCUCUGGGUUGUUUUCAGCUGGACCUGCCCCCUCAGCACAGCAACCACCGCCUCCUGGUAGUCAGUCAAACCAGCAGCAAUCACAACAAGGUAAUAGACAACCCCUGCAGAGGCAAAACAAGAUACCUCCACAACCCGUUGCCUCUGCACCUGAGCCACAGCAGGGUGGACUAUUGUCAGGGCUUUUCAAUAAGUUAGCAUCUACUGACAAUGUUCCCCAGCAAACCACACCCCAAACUGGGCCUCAACACGGUAAUAAGCCAAAUACUCCUGGGCAAGGACAGUCUGCAGGUCAACAGCUCCCCCAACCCAGCCAACAAGGAGGACUUUUCUCUGGUCUGUUUGGUCAGACAGCACCACAGCAGCAGCAACAGCAAACCAAAAUGCCAAGUCCUCAGCAAGCGGCUGGCCAACAGUCUAGUCAAACAGGAGGUUUGCUCUCAGGCUUUCUGAAGCUUGCAUCUGGUGAAACUGAACCUCAGCAACAAGUAUCACCUCAACCUACUCAGGCAGGUCAACCAUCUGUCAAAGCAGGGCAAGUUCCACGGCAGUCUGAAUCAGGCGGAUUGUUAUCUGGCCUGUUAAACAAAAUUUCAGCCACUGAAGAACAGCCAUCAUCACCUGCUGAUCAGAGCUCUCAACCAGCACAGAAACAACAGCAGGCACGUGCAGGACAGGGGCGACCACAGAUUCAGAGAGCCAAACCCGUAGACUUGCAGCCCUCCCAAGACACAACAGCGGAUAAGGACUCAAAAGGUACAGCACAGAAAGGUUUCCUCUCAGGCAUUUUUAGUGGUACAGCAGAGAUGCCUACAUCAAAGGAACAACAGACAUCAACUACCCAGCCUGGAAAGGAGGAACCAAAAACUAGCACAAGUAGCACAUCUCAUGGUGUGCUACCCAGCAUUUUCAAAACAGGCCCCAGUGAGAGUAGCACUUCUUCUGCUGGGAGGGAAACAGAAAAAGGCCUUCUCAACCGUUUAAUACCUAAAAGUAAAGAAGAUGUUCCUGCGAGCACUGCCACAGUCACAACUAGUGUAGACACAACUAAACCUGUCACUGAUAUCUUUAAAGAAGCUCCCACACAAGUUUGGCAAGAUCCUACAAUUUCUCCAACCCAACAUUACCUUGAGGAAAUUCAACGUCUCUUGUAUGGGACAACAGAGGAGUAUGGUUACCAAGAUCUGUUAUACAACUUUGCACAACAUGGCGUCAUUCCACCAGAGCUUUAUGAGCAUCAGUGUCUCAUAGAGGCUCUUCUUUGGCAGCAGCUCAAUGAUUAUGCCCUUGCUGAGGCCAUCGCUACUCAAGUCCAAGAGCGCUAUCAGACAUGCCAAGGACAUAUACCAUCCACAGUUAGAGGACCCACAUGGGAGAAACGAGGAUGGCUAAAUCCUAAAGAAAUGGACACCAGUCAAUUCAACAUACCCUCACAUCCUUGGAGGGAUGCUGCCGCUCAACUUUUUGAAAGCCGAAAUCGCUUUCUUGAGCCAGAUGAAGACCUUGUUUUGUUUGACAUGAGUUGCAGAGAAAAGAAACCCUGGAGCAGCUGUGAUCAUUUGAAUGAUCUUGAUAGUAACAGAAAACCAUGGAUUGAGGGAGGAAGUGCUCUAAAUCUAUCCACAGAAAAGAAAAAGGAAAAACUGAGUAGAUGUCAGUCUAUUUCUGAAUGCACUAUACAGGAAUUCACCCAAAAGGCUGAUAAAACCAGUCUUGGUAAUGCUGUAACAGAUAAAAAAGAGUUUGAUAUAAAAUCAGCUACAGAGUUUUUAAAACAACUUGCCACAAAAAAGGGCCCUGUGGAUUUAACACGUAGCGCUAUGGAUUUAAGCAGGUCUGCAGGAAUUACAGAAGAUGUUGAUAACAUGUUUUUUGAGGACUCUGAGUGGUAUCAACAAUGGCUUUCUCUGCUGGAACAAGGGCUGUGGUGGCCAGCUGAGGCUGGAGAUUGUGGAUAUUAUGUUUACACGGAUGAAGAAUUCAUUUAUUCCCUUUUAACUGACAGAGCUGGUAGACACCUCUAUGCAUGUGGUGCACCAGAGAAUGUGCAAACCCUUGGACAUAUCACAGAAAAUAUUGCUAACAUGAUGAAACAAAAAGAAAAAGACAAAGUAACCCUUUGUGGAUUUAAAAUUCCCCUCUACAAUGAAGAAGAUAGCCUCUGGAUUCCAGGCCUGGAACGGAGAAAUUUAUCACUCUUGAAUGCUCCUAUGGACCUCACUUCAGCCUUUAGAAAAGGUGAUAAAAUCAUGAACAUGAACCUGGAAAGUUUUUCUCAAAUGUUUCAGGAAUCUGUAUCUUCUCAAUCAGAGCAGCCUGUAGACUUCACUGUGUACAAACUUAAUAAGAUCAAAGUGGAAUCAGUGCAAAAUGGUUAUAGCUUUCAUGAGGAGCCAAUGGAGGCCACUGAUCUCACUUUGAAGACACUAAAAGGGGGACAUGGCGGACCAUACUGGAAGAAUCAAGGGAUAAAAGAUAUCCAGAUCCCUUCAUCCACCACACCUGCACUAUCCCCAAGGUCUUAUUCACCACAGAUGUCUCCAAACAGACGUUAUCCAAUUCCUGAAAUUAAGAUUGGUCAUGUAGACGAUAUAGCUGCAGACCAGCUUAAACAGAAGUCAAGCUGCACGUCCUCACCUACUGGAGGAACUGGUAGCAGGUCCUCUGAUGUUGGUGUAAGCAAAGCUGCUGCCACCAUGAAGCGUUCAGAGAUUUCCACAGGGUCUAGAAAUCUUCCUGAGACUCCAUCACCCUCUAAAAUACCAGGACCCGCACAGUCAGGAAAGAAACUGCCACCAGUAGUUACUAAUAAAACAUCCUCAGCUCCCUCAGUGCAGGCAGCUUCAUCUAGGACUGUACCCACAUCUGCUGCAACUGUUGCUUUGCCAUCUGUUUCAUCACAGAAACCCCAGCUUGCUAGGCAGUCAUCUCAGGCGCAUAAAUUUACAGUUGUGCCACAGCCAAACAAGACCGCAGUUACAGGAAUGUGUGAAAUCAACAAAGACAACGGCACUGCAAUAGCAGGCCAAAGAUCUUUCCCACCUCAACAGCAGCCACAGGAACCUACGCCACAGUUACAUAUUCUCAAUGAAAUCUCACUGAAAAAUAAUAAAGUCUACCCAUACCACAGAAAUGAGCACUGUAGCACGCAUCAGUUGGGCAAUACAGUUCUAGAUUUUUCUGCCACUGACAAAAAGACAGAACAAAAAGACAAAAUACAUGGUAACAUGGAAUCUACACAGACAGAGAAAGUUCAAGUUGUUGACUUUACAAAAUAUAAGUUGAAGAGAUUCAAAGAAAAACAGGCAGAAGCUAAGCUAAAAACAGAUUUGACUGACAAGACCGCAUUUGGAGCUGUGGAUCUUACUAAACAGACUGAGGAGGACGAAGUUGAAUGGACAAAUCUAGAAAAUACUCUUACAAGUGUCUCACAUCUGAGAGAAGUUUCUCCUCAGUCCAACUAUAGGCCAGACGAUCACCACAGCACAACAGUGAGAAGAUCACCCAGUCCAGAGAUUAGGGUUGAAUAUGCCUCUUCUGUAGUGCAUAAGCCUACACCACCCUUAUCCUGUAGUGCUUCUCUAACAAGUCCGAUUAACAAAACAGACACAACAGCCUCUGUCAAGGGUGCAAAGGACAUGUCUUCCAAACCAUCUCAGACACCCUGUAGUACGUCAUCUGAGACAUCUGGCACACAUGCAGUGUUAUCAGCCACAAGAAGAUCUUCAGCUAAUUACAUUCCCAAAGUAGGACCUAAUCUCAGUGGAAGUCUUGAACAAUCUGCAAAAGCUGUAACUCAGGGACAACAGCUACAGCAUUCUCCAAGCCACUCUGUGUCUGUCUCACCUCAGAUAAGCCCUACUGUGAGACAACAGGUUGAGCCUCAAGGGCAGCAAUUGAAGUCUCUGCCCAAUGUCCACAUGCAGAUGCAGGGAAGCCAACCUGAAUCUUGCUCAUCAACAGUAAGGCCUGCUAUUAGACAGCCAAUUCCUGUUGAUAAUAAGAGGGCAAUUUUUACUCAGGCACCAUGUCCUUCCAGCCAGUCUUAUGGAUAUGGUCAGGCAUGUCGGGAGCCCACUGCACCAGCAAACACAAUUAAAGCUACAAUAGAUAUGUCUGCCAAGACACCAUCCCAACAGUCUCCCAAAACCAUGACAUCAUCAGAGAAUCUUGCCAGUGAGGCAGUGUCAUUGACAAAAAGAAAACCAUUAACAUCAGGGGAGUCAAAUAAAAUGCCUUGUCGUCAUGGAUCCAUUGAUUUGUCUUGUAGAAUGGAACCAACAGAACUUCGGGAACAAACAAGAGACUGUGUUCCUUCCCCAUCUCUUGAGAAACAUCAUUCUCAGACUAUAAUAGAAAACAAUACCAAGAAAGAGCAGAUGACACUUGACAGAAGGAGGACAGCUUUGCCAAGGAAAUCACAUUCUUUAGGUCAGUCCACUGAAUCCAUGGCAACUUCUAAAUCCUCAAAGCAAGCCACAGCGCCAGCCAAUACAAUCAAAGCCACACUAGAUAUGUCUUUGAAACCUGCCAAAAUGAAGGAGGUGGCUCCUGAAAAAGCAGCAGAUGACACUCUGUCUGAAGCUAUAUCACUGAUGAAGAACAAGCCAAGUGCUCGUGAACUUGCAAGGAAAGGUUCUGUUGGUGUUCCAUUAGUUGUAGAUAUCCCUUCUGAAGAGAUUCUUCCUGUUGUGAGGACGAGUACUCCUAAAGAUGAACAACAGGAUUUUGGCCAUAAGACUCAACACCAAUUAGACCUUUCUCUAUGCCAACAAACAUCUCUGCAGAGCACAAAUGGUGUCCUUGCUCAGUCAAGUCAGUCAGCUUUGCUAUUGUCAUCCACUACUCAGGCAUAUCAGAAAUUAUCAACCCCUGUAAAACCUGUCACAACAGUAGCAUUGGAUAUGUCACCCAAGACAUCCCAAGCUGUGCUGGAAAUAACAUUACCGGAACCAGACUCUACUCAAAGUGAAGCUGUAUCACUUGUAAAUAAACCGAGAGCAAGAGUAGUUGCCAGAGAAGAUUCUGUUGGUGUUCCUCUGUUAGUAGAACGAGCAUCACAAGAACAGGCAUGUGAGAAACAGCUUCAAGCCAUGACCCCACUACAAACACAGCAAACAUUGUACAGAGCCAAAGACCCUGGCCCUGCUGUGCUUCAAGCACUUCCUAGCUGUAUUCCAGUGCUGUGUUCCAGUACAAGGGAGGUUAGCCAAGUGUCACAGUCCACAACUCAACCUUCUCCAUUAGCCUCAGCUCCAGCAAACACAGUUAAAGGUACAUUAGACAUGUCCACAAAAACAUCCAAACCAGACACAGAGCCAGACUAUUCGGAUCCAGUGUCAUUGGUAAGGGCAAGACCAUUGACCUUGGCAUAUGCUGAAAGAGAAUCUGUUGGUGUUCCACUGAUUGUGGAAUCACCUUCCUCGCAAGAACAGCCUGACAGACAAAAGAGACUGGUAGGAACUCAGGAGCAGAUGAAACAAGAGCUUAUGAACAGUGAUUCUCAAGGAGUGGGUUCUGUCCAAGACCGAAAAAUGCAUCAAGCACCAUCAGCACCUGCCAACUCCAUCAAAGGUUUCUUGGACAUGUCUCCAAAGCCACAGCAGAAAUCAGAUGAAACAGCUGCUGAGCUCUUGUCAACUGGAGCAGUGUCAUUGGUUAGAAGCAGGCCAAAUAUAACAAAUAGUGUGUCUGCUGGCGUACCACUAAUAGUGGAGCCUAUUUCACAUCAACAAAGGGCUCAAGUGCAAAGAAUCCAGCCACUUAACUCAGAUCUAGACCUAAAACAAGGAAGACCAAUCAUGAGUGGAGUUAACACAACUGAAAUAUUGCAUCAGCAGAUACCUACAUAUCAUAGAAAUGGGGUCUUUUCAGUUUCAGGUCAUACACACGAAGACACUCAGCCUCUCAAUAAACCCAUGGACUUUUCUCCAAAACACAUCCCAAAUGCACCCCGUAUUUCAAGAAAUUACACUGAACCUAAAGAUGGACAGCCGAUGGAUUUCACUAAUAUUAAGACUGCAAGAGAAAUAGUUGAAAGAAAGCAAACUGGAAGGCCACUAGGAAAGAAAACCGUUCCGGGUAUUGUUGACUUGACCGUGGAUGUUCAAAACAAAAGAAUUAUUGUCAAAAAUGAUGAAGAAGCAAAGGAUCUUUCCUCUCCUGCACCUUCUCUCUCACAAAGUGGUCUUUAUCAUCAUCAGCAGCAGUCACAUACACCUCCAUCCACUCAUGCGGAGGUCAGAGAGGGUGCCUCAAUUUCUCAAACUCAUCAUCCACUGGCCUCGACUGCCAGUAUUCAACCUGGCAUUCAGUGGAGAAGGCAGCAAGAGGCAUUGACAGAAAUUAACUUUCCGAGUACUUCUAUUCCUGCUUCAGUGCCUAUUCAAAGGAAGAUACAGUCCCCUCAGCCCCCUCAGCCUUUUGCUCCACAGGCAGUGCAGAGCAGAACAUUUGGUGUUUCACUUGACAGUGCUUACAAACAGGUCAAUGGUUCACACGUGGAGUUGAAAAAGCCUGAACAUUUGCCUCCAAAGCCAUCUCAGAUACAAACACAGCAUUCAGUGCCACAGCAGCUAUACCAGCAGCCUGGUGUGAGACUUGCCAGGACCACAGUUAAUGACAUACCUCAGCCAACAGUUCCAGUGUUGCAAAGACAAUAUACAAGUGUUCAAUCUGAUGUAGCCCCUAGACCUAAAAUUCUCAUCAAACAGCCAACGGUGGGCAGCUUUGAAGGAAACCAGGUAGAAGGUGGAGCAAUGAAAAGCCAGGAACAGUCAUUGCCUCCUUCCCAUACUCAGCAACUAUAUGAUAGAUCCCAAACUGUUCCUACCACAUGGACUUCAAAUGUACAGUCAUUGCCUGGCCCCAUCAUUCAGCAAGUAUAUCAUGACAGAUCCAGAACAGGUCUUCCUCAACAGUCUUUGAAUACACAACCAGUGCAGAGCAGUUCAAGUACAGUCAACAGAGGAGAAACUGCUCAAGUGUCACUACAGUGUGGACCUAACCAAUACCCUGUUACUGCACUGCAACAGCCUGCACCGACUGUACCUUUAAGUCAAGUCACAGCAGCAGGAUCCCCUUCUGUUAAGGGUUUAAUUUCAAAGUUCAGUGGGUUACAUUCACAGCACUCUGCCAUGACAAGUCCAAGUGUGAUCAUGCCCCAACACAUCCAGAAGCAGACUUCCUCUGUUGCCCAGGUUCCAGCCACUACUGUUAAGGAACAUGGACAUGUUAUUCUCCCAACAAGUCCUCCAGUCACUGAAAUUGAAGGCAAAAUUGCUGUAAGCCCUGAAACUAUAAGGUCUGUUGUGUCAACUUCUCUGCCUUGCCCUCCAUCACCUGUUCAGACCCAACAUCACACUGCUCAAGUGCCACAGAGUCUUGCUAUAUCUCCAACCACAGAGAGAUCAGUCACUGGCUUAAAGACAUCACCUGUGCUCUCUCCCUCCAGCUCACCAGCCCAAGGUUUUCAUACUAUGUCUAUUUCUCAAGGCUCUCAGUUAGAACAGACAACACUUAUUGCAAGCCCAACCAGUGAGAUACCAGAGAGGGAACUACCCAUCCCUGUGACUUCACCAGCUGCAUUCCCUGUGACAAAUACAGCAUGUAUAACUAUUGAGACGAAGCCCAAAGGACGUCUUACUAGAUCCACAUCAAGAGAGGUCUCACAAGCACUGUCAGAUUAUACACAUACAUCCAUUGCCACUGAGCCUGUUGUCACUAGAGAGGAUGUGGAUGUAUAUGAAUCAGACAGUAGAACGUCAGAGGACAAUAAACACGCUAUGACCACAGGGACUCAGUCUCUCAGUGUGAACACUGAAUGUGGAGAGGCCUCCCCUGUAACCAGCCUAUCACAGGAAAAGAAAGCCAGUCACCCAAGGUCUAUCUACAUUGGCAUUGGUUGCUCAGAAGGACCUUCAGUUGAUAUUGAAAAUGAACAAAGUGAGUCAAGACCUUACAUUAGACUACCCCAUAUUUUUGUCUCAGCAGCAAGUUCACCAGAAGAAGAAACAAAUGAACAUGAAAUCACUGAACCAAGCAAGGCAGAACAGCCACCAGAGGUCAGUGGAUCUAUUGCAGCAACACCCCCUGAUUUCAAGGAUUCUUUAUCAGAAAUAGGUGCACUAUCUAUGUCUGAGAAUGUCAAAACUGAAAUUAGUGGUGUAGAGCCUAUAGCAGUAGAGGAGCCCAAGACUUUCACACCAGAGAAGCGCCAUACUGAGACUUCAGUGGAACCCAAAACUGAGGAUGACAAUGGCGCUCAAUUCAUCCUGACCAAAGAAAAUUCUGUCAUAGAAGCUACAUCUUCAGAAGCUGAAGAAAAACUAGAGCCUUCACUUCAGCUAUCAUCUGAAAAAGAAAACUCGACAGCACAAAAAGUAACACCACCUGAAGAAGUUAAGCCUCUCGAUGAGUUGUUCAACAAGGAUGAAAUCACAAGUUCAGUAGUAGCACCCCCAAAUGUUCAGCGUCUUGAUGAGCUGGCCCAGAAGGAUGAAACCACGGUUUUACAGGUGCUGACAUCUGACAUAGUUCAGCCUGUUGAUGAGUUGUCUCCUACAAAAAUUUCACCGUCCUCACACAUGGAACCACUUGAAAGAGUCCAACUUCUUGAUGAUAAAGUGGAAAAGGAUCUUACCUCAUCUGCCACUGAGCCUACUCUAGAACAUGCUGCAGAGGACAGCACAGCCUCUAAAGAGGCUGUUACAAAGGUUGAUCAACCUGAGGCUGAGGUACCUAAAGAGCAAUCAGGCAAAGGCUUAUUCUCAAUGUUUGGCUCUACUACAACCUCACAGGAGACUUCCUCUGAAACUGGUUCAUCAAUACUUAGUGGCAUUCUUCCUGGUUCCUCCACCAAAGAUACCCCUGGAUCAGGCUUGCGCUCUAUUUUUGGUGGAUCAAAUACCCAACCUUCACCUGGAUCUGGAGGUCCAUCCCCACCAGUAUCUGCACCACAGGAGCCUCCAGGAAAGGGAUUGCUUUCUAUGUUUGGUGGAUCCAGUACUCAGCCACCACCCAGCACAAGAGGUCCCACUGUUGGAAGUAUGCCACCUAGGGGUCCACCACCCAAAGAACCUCCAGGAAAAGGUCUGUUUUCAAUGUUUGGUGCACCUGCAGCUCAGCAAGCACCCAGUCCCAGAGGUCCCCCUGGGAGUGGUGUUCCACCAAGAGGACCUACAACUGGAUCCUCUAUAUUUGGUGGCAUCAUCCCAGGUUCUACUGCACCUAAAGAGACUCCAGGUGCAGGUUUAUUUUCCAUGUUUGGAAGUUCUAAUGCCCAGUCCCCACCUGGACCAAGAGCAUCCCCACCUGGGCCUAGAGCCGGGCCGCCGGGGCCUAGAGGUGGACCUCCAGGACCUAGAGGCCCAGAGCCUUCAGGAAAAGGACUGUUCUCCAUGUUUGGUGGAACAAACCAGCAGUCAUCACAAAUAAAUUCAGAAGCCUCUAAACCACCAGAAACAGAGGGUCUUUCCAAAAUUUCCUCUGUAUUUUCACUUGGUGGAAGUUCUGAUUUAAGCAAACCUAAAUCUGGUUUUGGCCUGUUUGGAAAGUCUUUAAUGGAGGACAGUAAAACAGAAACAGAAAUCAUUUCUCCUCCACAGAAGGAUAUUGAUGAAGUGAAGGAUCAUUGUGUUGAAACACAAGCAUUAGAAAACGUACCUCGUGAGCCUGUUCCUACGUCAUCACUCAAAGAGGAGCUCCAGGCAGACAAGGCAAGUGUUGACAAUUCAGCAAGCACCUGUUCUGCAAAUGUUCCGUUUGCAGAACAAGCUUCACUAUCAAUUGAAACCACAGCAGACACACUAAAUGAGACCAGUAAGCCAUCAGUAGAGGAGAUGCCGACCGCUUCUACUGAAAGUACUGUCCAAUUAACAAAUUCUCAAGUAGGGGAAGAGAUAAUAGAACAAUCAGUGCAAUUUCCAUGUGCAGAGCAAGCCUCAGUAUCUCCUGCAACUACCACAGACACAGACACAGCAAAUGAGGCCAGUAAGCCAUCUGAAGAGGAGAAACCACUUGAUCAAACAGCUGUGACUCUUGAAAAUGAGGGAAACUCAGAGAUGAGAAAAGAGGAAAAUAAGGAGCUACCGAAUGCUGAGAAAAUAGCUGUUGAAUCGAAAAUGGAUCCUGUAGAAACCGAGAGGACAUUUGAUCGGUCUGACAUAGUUGUGACUAAAAGUCCUGCAAUAUCAGACAAGCCUGAAGGUAUUGUGGAGACAUCUGUCAUUCCAGAAAGAAAUGUAGAUGAUAUAGACAAAAACACCAGCUCAGAUAAGGUUGGGGAGGAACAUGUGCAAGCUACUGUUGAUGCAUAUACAGCAGUUGCAGAAGUGGAGAAAUCAGUUGUGGGCUCUCUGAAAAUUGCUGGUGAAGAAGAGAUAGCAGUUGCAGAAAUAGAAAAAUCUGCUGAGGAAGUAUUAGCAACUGCAGCUGAUGCAGAGCCAGCACUUGCAGAACCAGAGAAACCUGGGGUUCCUGUAGUUGAAGCAGUAAAGGAACCUAUCGAGUCCAAAUUAGAACUGGAACAAUCUAGCACAGAACCUGCAGCGGUAGUAGAAAAAGAAUUAGAAAGUGAUAAGUCUGUUGCACUGGACAAAGGCCCGGUUUCAUCAACAAAUGAUGAAAGAACACCAGAAAUAGCAUCGUCUCAAGCUGUGGGCCCUCCACAAGGUCCUUCAUUGGGACCUGCCAGUCCACCAGCACAACAGCAGGUCAGACCAGGCAUGGUCAGGCCCACAGGCCCACCAGGACAAAGAAUGGGAGGACCAAGGAUGGGAGGGCCACAAAUGGGAGGUCCAAGGAUGGGAGGGCCACAAAUGGGAGGUCCAAGGAUAGGAGGGCCACAAAUGGGAGGUCCAAGGAUGAGAGGACCAAGAAUGGCUGGACCAAGGCAGCCUGGACCACAGAAGCCCCCAGAACCAGCACCAUUCUCUGGUUUUAUGUCUAUGUUUUCUUCAUCAAAUGCCCCAAGCAAACCAGCAGCUGGUGGUGGCUUUUUCUCAAGCUCGCCGGGAUCAUUCUUUGGCUCAUCACCCACUCCUUGUCCUACUGGCCAGCCACAGCAACAGCAGAAAAGCUCAUUUUUUGGCCUCCCUAGUAGUCUUCCUACAGAGUCCAUAACAAGUGAUCUACUUGGCAUAUUCAAGGGACCAGAGACAACUAAACAAGAGGAGCCUCAACAGCCUGACACAGAGACAGGGCAACUGGAGACCCCUGCAAAGGACACAGUUUCUGAGGGUACUGAAAAAACAGAUGCUGAAAAGACCAGAGAGAGUCAUGACUCUGAGGUGCCUGAAAAAGGCACACUCGAGAAGGCAGAACAUCCUGACAAAACUGAGGCAGAGGAAUGUAUUGUGACAAAACUCACUGGGGAAGCUGGUUUUCCUGAAGGAGAAGGGAAUAAGGAACCUGUUGUGCUUGUAGAGGGGCCAGAUUCUACAGGGACUGACAAAACCGGACCAACCGAUACUCCUGAAUCAAAAGGUGUGUUUGACAUCCCAGGCGUAGCUGCCUCUACAUUUGGAUUUAUGUCUGGAGCAACUGAUGGCAAAUCUUCCUUUGGAUCCCUUUUCUCUUCCACUCCAUCCCCAGCAUCUGGUGCUAAGACAUCACAGCCACCACAGGCAGAUGGUGGUCUCUUCUCUGGUUUUAAAAGCCUGUCAGCUGGUAUAUUCCAGGAUGACAAAACAGCUGGAAAGGAAGAACCAUCAUCUGCUGCAACUGUGUUUGGCAUGAAACUUGGCUCUAUGUUUGGGAACUCUGACUCCUCUAACUCUGAAUGUCCUCCUGUGACCAUCCAACCUCAGCAUCAAAGUCAAAAACCGGUAGAUGAGAUUUGUGAAACAGAGGGUGAGAAACUCUCUCCAGCCUCUGAAGAAACUGGAAGUGCAGAUGCAAGUGAUACCGAGGGGCCAACAGAAACUUCCAAAACAGGAAGCUCAGAUACGUUGGCACAAUCGGCACAGACUGGGUUGCAUUGUGAUGCUGUUCAUGCAGCAGAGAGUGUAGAUAACCCUCAAUCACAGAUCAUCCAACCUGAUAUUGAUCAGAGUGAAGUCACCCUGCCUGACAAACCCUCUGCAGAUUUCGCCACAGAACUCAAAUCGAAGGACAUAUUGGACAAGGGAGCCACCAAAAGUCCGGCAGACAGCAGCCGCUAUGGUUCAUCAGGAAACCUCAGCCAGGCCAGCUUCCAGCUCAGCUCGGAGCCCGAGGAGCGCCUUGACCCAGAUACCUACCACCCCACCGGGCCUCGCCCGCCUCUCCAGGGCCACCAGCCUGCCUGGGAGGAGGAAGAGGAGGAGGUGGAGAAAGAGCUUUACCCACAACCAGAGCCUGGCUCCAAAAAAGAUCUGAAGGACUCUUCAGUCAUCCUGCCCAAACCAAGCUUGGACAAGCGUGAUGCCAAGCCUGAGAAUAGGAUCAGCUUCUUUGAGGAUGGCCCUCCACCCUGCUCUCCAUCCAGAGUGCGCUGGCUAAAGGCAUACAACAAAGUGAGAAUACAGCUCCUUGAGAGCCGGGAUCAAGAUGGUGACCCCAGCAAGCACCCGUGGGCUAGACCUGGGGGAAACACACCGUUUGGCAUCGACAGCAUGCCUGACCUCCGCAAGAGGAGGCCGAUUCCCCUCGUCAGUGAACUGGCCAUGUCUAUGAUCCAGUCCAGGAAAGCUGGACUCGCCCACGCUUUGGCUACACGGACCUCCCUGAAGGACGAGGACCUUAAAAGUCACGUGUACAAGAAGACGCUGCAGGCUCUGAUCUACCCCAUCUCCUGCACCACGCCCCACAACUUCGAGGUCUGGACCGCCACCACGCCCACCUACUGCUACGAGUGCGAGGGCCUGCUGUGGGGCAUCGCCCGGCAGGGUAUGCGCUGUGCCGAGUGCGGGGUCAAAGUGCACGAGAAAUGCCAGGAGCUGCUGAACGCCGACUGCCUGCAGAGAGCGGCGGAGAAGAGCUCCAAGACGGGGGCGGAGGACCGGACGCAGCACAUCAUCACCGCCAUGAAGGACAGGAUGAAGAUCCGCGAGAGGAACAAGCCGGAGAUCUUUGAGGAGAUCCGGAAGGUGUUCGCCAUCACCAAGCUGCUCCACGCCCAGCACAUGAAGACCAUCAAGCAGAGCGUCUUGGACGGCACCUCCAAGUGGUCGGCCAAGAUCACCAUCAACAUCGUCAGUGCCCAGGGUCUCCAGGCCAAGGACAGGACGGGCUCCAGUGACCCGUACGUCACCAUCCAGGUCGGCAAGACCAAGAAAAGGACCAAGACCAUCUACGGGAACCUCAACCCCGUCUGGGAGGAAAAGUUCAGCUUCGAGUGCCACAACUCGUCGGACCGGAUCAAGCUGCGGGUUUGGGACGAGGACGACGACAUCAAGUCGCGGGUGAAGCAGCGCCUGAAGAGAGAGUCGGACGACUUCCUGGGUCAGAGCAUCAUCGAGGUCCGGACGCUCAGCGGCGAGAUGGACGUCUGGUACAACCUCGAGAAGAGAACAGACAAGUCGGCGGUGUCUGGUGCCAUCCGUCUGCAGAUCAGCGUGGAGAUUGAAGGAGAGGAGAAGGUGGCACCCUACCAUGUGCAGUACACCUGCCUUCAUGAGAACGUGUUUCACUUCUCGACGGACGUGGAGGGCGGCGGCGUGGUGAAGAUCCCGGUGGCGCACGGGGACGACGCCUGGAAGGUCUACUUCGACGAGGUGCAGCAGGACAUCGUGGACGAGUUUGCCAUGCGCUACGGGAUCGAGUCCAUCUACCAGGCCAUGACCCAUUUCUCCUGCCUUUCAUCUAAGUACAUGCUGUCAGGGUUGCCAGCAGUGAUGAGCACCCUGCUGGCUAACAUCAAUGCCUUCUACGCCCACCCCACCGCCUCCACCAACGUCUCCGCUCCGGACCGAUUUGCUGCCUCCAACUUCGGGAGAGAUCGCUUUGUGAAGCUUUUGGAUCAACUUCACAACUCCCUGCGAAUCGACCUCUCCAUGUACCGAAACAACUUCCCGGCCAGCAGCAAGCCCCGCCUCCAGGACCUGAAGUCAACAGUGGAUCUUCUCACCAGCAUCACCUUCUUCAGGAUGAAGGUUUUGGAGCUGCAGAGCCCCCCCAGGGCCGCCCACGUGGUGAGGGACUGCGUGAAAGCCUGCCUCAACUCCACUUACGAGUACAUCUUCAACAACUGUCUGGAGCUCUACAACCGCCAGUUCCAGCCCGCCGAGGAGAAGAAGGAGGAGGGCCAGCCGGAGGAGCAGGGACCGAGCAUCCAGAAUCUGGACUUCUGGCCCAAACUCAUCACCCUCAUCGUCUCCAUCAUCGAGGAGGACAAGAACUCCUACACGCCCAUCAUCAACCAGUUUCCUCAAGAACUCAACGUGGGUAAAGUCAGCGCCGAGGUCAUGUGGACGCUGUUCGCCCAGGACAUGAAAUAUGCCCUGGAGGAGCACGAAAAGCAUAAGCUGUGCAAGACCGCUGACUACAUGAACCUUCACUUCAAGGUCAAGUGGUUGUACAACGAGUACGUUAAGGACCUGCCCGCCUUCACGGACACUGUGCCAGAGUACCCUGCAUGGUUCCUCCAGUUUGUCCUGGCCUGGCUCGGCGAGAACGAGGAGGUGUCGCUCGAGUUCAUGCACGGAGCCCUGGAGCGAGACAAGAGGGAAGGGUUCCAGCAGACGUCGGAGCACGCGCUGUUCUCCAGCUCGGUGGUGGACAUCUUCACGCAGCUCAACCAGAGCUUUGAGAUCAUCAAGAAGCUGGACUGCCCCGACCCCAAGGUGGUGGCCCACUACAACCGCCGCUUCGCCAAGACGAUCACCAAGGUGCUGCUGCAGUACUGCGCCCUGCUGGCCAAGAGCUUCCCCUCCUACUGCGAGAAGGAGAAGAUACCCUGUGUGCUGAUGAACAACAUCCAGCAGAUGAGGGUCAUGCUGGAGAAAAUGUUUGAGUCAAUGGGAGCGAAGCAGCUGGACACAGAGGCGGCUGACAUUCUCAAUGAGCUGCAGGUGAAGCUCAACACCAUCCUGGACAAUUUCAGCGCCAUGUUUGGGAAAAGCUUCCAGACUCGUAUAAACGGCUGCAUGCGUCAGAUGGCUGAGAUCCUCUACCAGAUCAAAGGCCCGCCCAACCGCAACACCGCCGAGGCGGACGCCGACGCCAUGCUGCGGCCCCUCAUGGAGUUCCUGGACGGCAAUCUCAGUAUCUUCGCUGACAUCUGUGAGAAGACGGUGCUGAAGAGGAUCCUGAAGGAUUUGUGGAAGAUCGUCCUCAGCAGCCUGGAGAAGACCAUCGUCCUGCCUCAGAGCAACGACAGCCUGGGUGCCCAGCUCCUCACUGCUGCUAAAGGCCUGUCUAAUCUCAAGGGAGGAGGAGGUGAAGCCAAAACUCUGACGCCCAAACAGUGCAUGAUCAUCGACGCAGGACUGGAAACUAUCAAGCAAUAUUUCCAUGCAGGUGGAAACGGGCUAAAGAGAGCCUUCGUGGAGAAAAGUCCUGAACUGGCUUCACUGAAAUACGCACUCUCCCUCUACUCCCAGAGCACCGACGCUCUCAUCAAGACCUUCGUCACCACACAGCACUCCCAAGUGCAUGAUGGGAUGGGCAUCAGAAUCACCCCCAAUGAGAAGGUUCGCCCUGACCGAGGCUCAGGGAUAGACAAGCCCAUCGGAGAGGCCAUGGUCCAGAUUGACAUGGCCCUGGGGAAGGAACGCAAGGUCAACGUCAGAGUCAUCGCCGUGAACGACAUGAAGUGGCAGACGUCGGGAAUGUUCCGGCCCUUCGUGGAGGUCGCCAUGAUCGGCCCCUUCCUGGCCGACAAGAAGCGAAAAUUCGCCACCAAGUCCAAGAACAACAGCUGGACCGCCAAGUUCAACGAGGCCUUCCAGUUUGUCCUGGGUAAGGAAUCCCCAGAUUGCUACGAGCUCCAGCUGACGGUGAAGGAUUACUGUUUCGGCCGGGCGGACCGGGUGGUGGGCACGGCCGUGAUUCAGCUCCGAGACGUCGCUGAGCGCAAGAGCUGCGUUUGCUGGUGCCCGCUGGGGCCGAGCAUCCGCACCGACGAGACCGGCAUGACGGUGAUGCGCAUCCUGUCGCAGCGGCCUGCCGACGAGGUGGCCAAGGAGUUCGUCAAGCUAAAGUCCGAGACUCGUCCCGCUGAGGAGGGCAGAUGAGAAGGGGCCCCAACUCGGCAUCGAGCCGUCUUACAGAUGAUUUCAUAGAUUGUUGAAGAUGUGAAAGUGACAUUUAUCAGGGUAGGAUGAGGGUUUCUCGCCUUGUUUACAGCUUGGUCUGCUCUGUAUGCCGUCAUCCUUGAUCUCCACAUUCAGAGCGUCAGGGCAAAACUCUCACCUGCUAGUCGCCCCAAAGCAAGUUAAAUAGACUGAUAUUUGGAAUCAAAUUUCUCUUGAAAAAUUUCAAUUGAAAACCCAUAUGAAUGUCAUCACCAUCAUCAUCACCUUCAAGCAAAGUUAAAGUUUUCAAUAUGAGGGUAACAAUCAAAACUAGACGUCGUUCCUGGUUUGGUUGCAAGUUAUGAUACAAAACAAGCUCUUGAAUCGAUCUACUUUGACUUCUAGGUUUGUAACCAGUGAAACUUGGACAAAUGCAUCAUGUCAGUCAUCCCUUGUCCAACAGAGCAGACAGACACAAGGCAACACCAAAGCUGCAACACUUGGGUUUUGGGGUGACUGUGGCUCACAGAGGCUCGCAGAGCAGCCGAGGUGCCGCUCUCCAAAGUUUCAAAUGCACAUCAAACAGAUCUGUGAUCCCGCGCGUCACAGAAACGUUGGGUGGUUGAGCAAAGGAAGCACUUCUGGUUUCAGAAUGAGCAAAACACCGUCACAUCUCAUCCUUUCACACAGCAUGCACGGCUGAAAUCUGCCUCAGCGCGUCCAGCAGCAGCCUGUUGCCAUCUCGUGCUGUGCUGUCAUUUCUAUGUAUCUACACAAAACUGCAGUAUGUUGACACCUGCAUGCGCACGCCCCAUGCAGGCUCGCAUACUUGCAGCCACUCGACUCUAAUUCAGCCUUAAUCCGCUCUUUUCACUGAUAAUCCAGUGAUUUCUCAAUCUCAUUCAGUCACUGUUUAGCGAUGAUCAUUACAGGAACCGAGACAGGCGUGAGUGGGAGGAGGAAAUCCCCCAGUUCUUGUACUGUACGAGCCUCGGACACCUUGUAACUGAUAAGAGAUGUAGUAACAUGGGUCUUAUGCAAAACACACACACAAACACACACACAAACACAAGAGAAUGUCUUGUCACAGCAGUGUUGAACACCAGAUAUUCACCAUCUCCCUCAUGUUACAUAAAAAUGAACACUGAAUAUCGGUCACAAAGACGAAUGAAGAGUUUUGCUGCAAAAUGAGAUAUCAAAAAAAACUUAUGUGAACCGAAUCCCUCAGAUAUUAAAGAUAUUCUCUGGCGAACUUCAAGUGAUACUUCCCCAAAAUGGAUAGAGGUGUUUUGUGGUGAAAAUGCAUGAAUUGGGGAAUUACGCUCUCCAUUUCCCGAUCCUCAUGAUUUCACAGCCUUAAAAAACAGUCAGCUAGCUAAUUCUGCUCAUCACAACUCUGAGUAGGAGCGGGGAAAUCUUUUAAUGUAACACAUAUCCAUUUUAAAUGAAUCCUAAACUCUUAAGCAGAGGGUUUUUUUGGGAAUGGGGGGUCUAAAACCGUGACCUGUAAGGGAGCAGGACACAAACUAUCCUGAGGAUUGUGUGGUAGAGUAGCUUAAAGCAUCUGAAUACUUGACCGUGGCCUAUCGAACAUCUGAAGAAAUUUUCUUUUCAGCUGUAGGAAACGCUUAAAUGUGUUUUACCGAAUCACAGUUUUGAAUUUUCUGUUUUUGCCAAGCAUGAAAUUGUGACUGUGAAGACUGUUCACCUGUAAGACCUGCAAUGAAUGGAAGUCGCUGAAAGCCUGACUACGGGUUUUUAGGGGUAAAAUAAUACAGAAAUAUUUAAGACAGUAAGGUACAGACUUCCACACCAUUUUCAUUUUUUCAUCGCAUCAGAACAAACAUUUAAAAACCUAAAUGCUCUUUUCGGCAUCUGUCACACGUCAUAUCUUUCUCAACAUCUGAUUGGUCUUAUACUUCAGGCCCAUCCCCAGAGAUGGACUUUGCUUGGUUGCCAUUUGCUGAAACAAAAAAAAAAAAAAAAAAAAAAAAAAAGUACAGGCAGUCAAGCCGUCCGGUGGUAUUGCACCAACGUGCACCGGGGUUGAAAUGCACUCUUGUUUGUUUACCACGUGCCAAGGAACGCAAGCGCUCAGCUAGCUACGUUCAACUAAAGCUCUGUUCAUGUAUUUUGGGUUGUUGGGGUACAGAUGUAGCCAUUGUUGACGUCGUAUUGUUUAUUUUGUGUCUGCUGCACAGCCGAGUUUUGGUUUACAAUUUGGUUCUGCUGCUGAGGAAAGAUUUGUCUGCAGGAUAUGUGCAUGAGGGGGAUUUUUUAAAAUUUAUUUACUUAUGUUACAAUGGCUACUGCUGUACUGGCAAGUGAACUUUUGCACUCUGUUUAAAAUUAAUUGUAAGUUUGUAAAGAAAAAAGCCUACGACCAGAGCAUGUAUUUAUUGUACACAAUGAAACUAAACUAGAAUUGUGAACUUUUUAAUGUAUGUACUGUCAAAUAUGAAGAGGGUUGAUAUAUGUAAAGUACUUAUCAUUAUUCUAAUGUGACAUAUGUUGAAUAUACUUGUAACAAUAUUUUGUAUAUAAAGUAUUUAUGAAUCAUCA